Molecule: messenger RNA, 1388 nt
Organism: Coregonus clupeaformis (lake whitefish)
Lineage: Eukaryota; Metazoa; Chordata; Actinopteri; Salmoniformes; Salmonidae
Product: alcohol dehydrogenase class-3
Exons: 9
Coding region: 81-1211 (376 amino acids)
Biological process (GO): formaldehyde catabolic process
Cellular component (GO): cytosol
Molecular function (GO): zinc ion binding; S-(hydroxymethyl)glutathione dehydrogenase [NAD(P)+] activity
Source: RefSeq, a predicted model, not a curated record
UGCCCCAUAAUGUUGGAUGCCAACCGCCGAUAAACCCCACUGAAGAAGAAUAACUCUUACCCUCGUGCAGAAGAAAGAACAUGGAGACAGCUGGGAAGGUGAUCAAGUGCAAGGCAGCAGUAGCCUGGGAGGCUGGGAAACCUCUGUCCAUUGAGGAGGUGGAGGUGGCCCCACCGAAGGCCAACGAAGUGCGCAUCAAGGUCUUUGCGACAGGGGUGUGUCACACAGAUGCCUACACCUUGAGUGGCAGUGACCCCGAGGGACUUUUCCCUGUCAUCCUGGGUCAUGAGGGCGCCGGGACAGUCGAGAGUGUGGGAGAGGGAGUCACCAAGUUCAAACCAGGUGACACCGUCCUUCCACUGUAUGUGCCACAGUGUGGUGAGUGCAAAUUCUGCAAAAACCCCAAGACCAACCUCUGCCAGAAGAUCAGGAUAACCCAGGGCCGGGGUCUGAUGCCUGACAACACCUCGCGGUUCACCUGCAAGGGCAAGCAGCUUUACCACUUCAUGGGGACUAGCACCUUCUCUGAGUACACAGUGGUGGCCGACAUCUCUGUGGCCAAGGUGGAUGAGAAGGCCCCCCUGGACAAGGUGUGCUUGCUGGGCUGCGGCAUCUCCACGGGCUACGGAGCUGCCCUCAAUACUGCCAAGGUUGAGCCUGGCUCCACCUGUGCCAUUUUCGGCAUGGGAGCCGUCGGCCUUGCCGUCAUCAUGGGCUGCAAGGUUGCCGGGGCGACCAGGAUCAUCGGCGUAGACAUAAACCCAGACAGGUUUGACAAGGGCAAAGAGUUCGGGGCCACCGAGUUUGUGAACCCCAAGGACCACAGCAAGCCCAUCCAGGAGGUGCUGGUGGAGAUGACCGACGGUGGGGUGGACUACUCCUUUGAAUGCAUCGGCAACGUGGGCAUCAUGAGGGCAGCUCUGGAGGCGUGCCACAAAGGCUGGGGCGAGAGCAUCAUCAUCGGGGUGGCAGGCGCGGGACAGGAGAUCUCCACACGUCCAUUCCAGCUGGUUACCGGCCGUGUGUGGAGGGGCACAGCAUUUGGAGGCUGGAAGAGUGUGGAGAGCGUCCCCAAACUAGUGACUGACUACAUGAACAAGAAGCUGAAGGUGGAUGAGUUUGUGACCCACACCUUGCCCUUUGACCAGAUCAACGAGGGCUUUGACCUCAUGCACGCUGGAAAGAGUAUCCGUACCGUCCUGAAGUUCUGAAGUCCCUCCCUGCCAUGUUGAGCCUCACACUCAGCUCCGGCCCUUAUAAAACAAUCACCUUUCAUACACUGUAGCACUUAAUGUCAUUCAACUUUCAGAAUUAGAUCUCCAGUCCAGUUGUGUACAUAUGUGGCACUGUCCAUGUCAAUUAGAAUCAAUAAAAUGUGUCAAAAAGCA